AUGUUGGAGCACAAAAAGAAAUUGCUUCAAAUUUCAGGUUCUAAGUUACUUUUUGGAGGAGAAUCCUUAGAGAAUCAUUCUUUUCCACCUAUAUAUGGUGUUCUGAAGCCAACCGCCAUUUACAUUCCCGUUGAAGAAAUUUUAAAGGAGGCUAAUUAUGAACUUAUUGUAACUGAUUCUAAGAAGGAUCAAUUAUCGAUGGUUUUGGAUGCUUUGGAUCGAAUGCGUGUACAUCUAACUGUUGCCAUCGUCUCAAACGAUCCCAUCUUCUUGCAGGUAGGCAGGGAUGAGGAGACUAAUGUUUCAAAAUCAUCAAGUUCAGCUAGAAGCAAGAAAACAGUGAUGGAGCACUGUUACGAACCUGAAAUGGUGGAGGCCUAUCGAGAAAGCAUGUUGAAAGCAUUUAAGAGGAUCCUUGAAGAUGGCAUCUUUAGUUUUGUCAUUUGUAUGUCCUUUUCUUGCUGGAAUGUGUGCUUCGUCUUAGUGGUUGACCGCAAUCUGCGGGUACCUGAUUUUGCUCCAUUUCGGGCAGUUGGAAAGGGAUCGGGUUAUGAAGUUUAUGUAUUAGAAGCUACAUACAAGGAUCCUGCGGGCUGUGCAGCUAGGAAUGUGCAUGGUUUUACCCUAGAUGAUAUCCAACAGAUGGCAGGACAAUGGAAAGAAGCUCCAUCAUUAUACUUGCAACUGGACAUCAGGUCAUUAUCUCAUGGAGAUGACCUGAAGAAGAGUGGUAUUCGGGAGGUUGACAUGGACAUGAAAGAUGGAGAUCAUGAAGAAGGAUUAUCAGGACAGCAGGAACAAAAGCCUGAGAAAAUGAACUUACCAGCUGUCAGAGAUCUUGUACCUGAAGAUUCUUUAAAAGAUGAAAAGAGAUGGGAUGCUGAGGGGGACCAUCCUGUGGAGGUAAAAGAAUUAAGUAGGAGUAAAUGGUCAAUUCAUUUGGAUGAAGAUGAACGUGAAGGAUCAGAAACUAUUAAGGAAAAUUUGAAUGCUCUCUCCGGGUUGAUCCAAGCAUGUGGGAAGAAAGGAAAAUCUGUGCAUUGGAGUGACAAGCCCUUCAAUACAAAAUUGGCAUGUAGCGUCUAGCAGUGUUGCUUCUUACCUGGGAGGAUGAAUGACCAUGGAUCAUUGUGAUGAAAUUAUAGGGAAAGAUCACUUAAAUGUUUUACUAUAAGUUGUCAGUUUGAUGAGGUCAGUCGAUCAACAGAAGAAAAUCUUUUAAGGGCCUAAAUAUAGAUAAUCUGAUGAGAUCUGUUUCAGAGCAAUGGUAUUUCCCAUAGUUCGGCAGGAAAACUCCCGGCUAGGCAGCUGUCUCCCAAUUUUUGUUAAAAAAAAAAAACUUUUGUAAUUUUAUUUUUCUGUUUUGAAUACGUGUUUCCUCUAAUUAGUUCUGUUUGAUAAUUUAAAAAAUAAAGGUUUCUGCUAUGAAUCUCGAACGAACCCAACCAUUUGCAUUAGUUUCACGUCCAUGUCCGACUUGGACACAACUCCGAAUACAUGUCGGAUGCUACCUUAUACAGCAAAAAGAAUCAUUUUUGUAUGGACAAGGCGACUGGCACUAAAAAUUCAAAACAAGAAAAAAAAAAC
This is a messenger RNA of Durio zibethinus, 1587 nucleotides long. NCBI's taxonomy places the organism in Eukaryota, Viridiplantae, Streptophyta, Magnoliopsida, Malvales, Malvaceae. The record is from RefSeq and is a predicted model, not a curated record.